UUAAAGGAAGUAAAGAUAGUGAGGGCCAACAGGAGCCGUCUUUUCGAACAUCCUUUUUGACCGUGUUCGGCAGUGUUCGAUUAAAUUCGGUAACGUUCGGUGGUGCUCGGUGGGGUUCGGAACCGCUCUUAACUCGUGCUCACGGACGUUCGGCUCAGUCGUCGACGCGCGCUUCUUUCGUAAACAUCAAGUGUCACGCUUGUCGUGUGUUCCUUGUCUUUGCUUCUGGAAGCUUGAAUCAAGAGGGAGGAUCGUACAUCAGUGAGAGUCUCUUAGCUACGUUAUCACAAAAAGGAUGUUCGGAACUACGAGAUUACAUCUUCUGAGUGGUAGUCUCUUGAUCAUUUCCACUGGCAUUCUUGCGAUUGGCGCCGAGGAUGCUCCACCGUCCUUCGAGACCGUCCAUACCAGUAACGCAGCUAUCUUGAACCGUCUUGGCUUGGCACCCCUUCAAAUCCCUGAUGGACAUCACAAGAAACGUUUAGCCGGUCCCGAACCGCCUGGAUUGAAUUCCCAGACACGAAUUCAUCAACCGUACAGUCGUCGACACGGUCAUCGGGACAGUCAUAUUUACAUCGUCAAACUACCAGCCAGUCCGCCGUACUACACGAUCACAAAGCCUCACAAAACGUCGAAGGAUGAAAAAGUAAUCAAAACGGGACCGAAUCUUCCGGUUGGUUUUCAUGGUAACGGCAAGCCAGCGAAGAUCUAUCAUUGGAACUUACCUCUGGUGAAGAAGAUUACGGAAAAGAAGAGACUCCAAGCACAAUUACGAAUGGACCAGGCUAGGAAGAAGUUGGAGGAAAGCAAAAAACAUCAGCAAUCCGAAUCGAUUUCUAUUGAUAGAGUCAAUUCGGUUUUAGACAAUACCCAUCGCCAAGACACCGAGAAAAAGAGAAUUAUGCAUAAGAUUUUACCAUCUAAACAUAUAAGAAACAAUGAUAAAAGAUUAAAUUAUCCCGAAAUAAUCGAUAAGAAAUCAGAUUCAGCCAAGAAAACUAUGAAUAGUUUAUCGACGAAGACUUACAGGCUCGACGAUUCGAAUAUGCAUAGAAUUCAUUUGACCAACGAACUUCACGGCUCAAGAAACACCUUGCCGAAGGUAAAGAAACACCGGAAGAAGGCGGCCAUGUCUUAUUAUGCGCCAAUCACAAGCAAGACAGGCUCUACCAGCAUCCACAAGAAUUUCUCCGGAAAUGGCAAGCCUAAAGCGUUCUACGUAAUAGAGAAGAGUCGUAAACCCGUCUACUAUCAUCCCCUGUUGCCUUAA
Vespula vulgaris is the source of this 1270-nucleotide messenger RNA. RefSeq lists its product as uncharacterized. Bases 296 to 1270 code for a protein of 324 amino acids. The record is from RefSeq and is a predicted model, not a curated record. The transcript is spliced from 2 exons. Lineage: Eukaryota; Metazoa; Arthropoda; Insecta; Hymenoptera; Vespidae.